This is a messenger RNA of Cadophora gregata, 1443 nucleotides long. RefSeq lists its product as uncharacterized. Gene Ontology annotation, molecular function: protein binding; protein-lysine N-methyltransferase activity. Lineage: Eukaryota; Fungi; Ascomycota; Leotiomycetes; Helotiales; Ploettnerulaceae. Gene Ontology annotation, biological process: peptidyl-lysine monomethylation. The record is from RefSeq and is a predicted model, not a curated record. Gene Ontology annotation, cellular component: nucleus. The transcript has 5 exons. Bases 1 to 1443 code for a protein of 480 amino acids.
AUGCAGAUCCCACACCUCCCCAUCACCGCCCUCCCAGCAUGGUGCAAACUCAACGAUGUCAAUUUCCUUGACAUCCGAGUUCAAGAUCUGGGUUGCUCAAAAGGCUUUGGACUCGUCACUUCGCGGGCACUUAACUCCAAAGACGUGUUUGAUGUUCCGACGCUGAUGAUCGUGCCCAGUGAAUUGAUUUUGAGUGCUGAGACUGUUGAGGAGUGGGGAAAAGUAGAUACUCAUUUUAAAGAAGUGUUGGAUAGGGCUGGUGGGAAGACUACAAGGGGCAACGUUAUGCUUUUCCUGUUAAUGCAGAUUACGAUCGCGGUAAAGCACCAUGGGAUGAAUAUCGGCCUGUCGAAUCCCUGGACAGAGUACGUGAGGUUACUGCCAUCCGAGGUACCGCUUCCUACUCUGUGGACUGAGGAAGAGAAAUUCAUGCUCGCUGGAACUUCUCUGGAGUCUGCCGUUUCUGCAAAGACAACUUCACUUAUACAGGAAUUUGAGAACCUUCGCGAGCAGACCGUCGAUAUUUCUUGGUGUCAAAAGUGCUGGUGGGAUAACGCGGAUCUGACCUAUCAAUACUGGUUCUUGCUGGACGCUUGGUACAGAUCACGCUGUCUUGAGGUACCAAAUUCUGGAGAAUCAAUGAUUCCAUGCGUUGACAUGGUAAACCACUCUUCACAACCGAAUUCGUACUAUGAAGUAACUUCCGACAACAAUCUGAUUCUCGUACUCCGACCAGAUGUUCGAGUAGACUCUGGCUCGGAAGUCACCAUAAGCUAUGGGUCUUCGAAAACCGAUGCAGAAAUGUUAUUCAGUUACGGCUUUAUUGACGAGGAGAGCAAUGCACGUGGUCUGAACUUGUCACUUGACCCAUUCCCAGAUGACCCACUUGGAAAGGCAAAGCUGGCUGCCUUCUCGAAGCCGACAACUCUGCGGCUUUUCGAAAAGGAAGGGGUUGUCCAAUGGGAGAGCCCUUUUCUCAAUUUUUUGUGCCUGAACGAAGAAGACGGUCUUGAAUUCAAAGUCCUACAACAAGUUGACGACACUCAAGGCCAGUUGAGGGUCUUCUGGCAGGGAUCAGAUGUGACAGAUGCAACGCACAACUUUGAUCUGCUCACAAGCGGCCAUCCACUCAAGGAUGUUUUCAAACUCCGAACUAUUGCCGUGUUACAGGACCGAAUUCAGCAUCAGCUGGAAUGCCUGUACGAAGGCGAUCAUGCAAUACAAGCAUUGGGAUCUACGGGCUUGGUCUCCCAAGAUCGCUUUAAAAGUGCCUUGCAGCUGAGAAAGAGCGAGAUUUCAAUCCUCGAGCAAGUAUUCAGAGCAACAGAUAACGAGAAAUCGAGCUUACUAGAAAGCGAAGUUGUGGUACGGUAUCUCGGAUCGAUGGAGGACGAAGAAAUACCGGAACUAGCUGCGACCAAUGAGGAGGAAGAUUUUAGUUGA